Molecule: messenger RNA, 5894 nt
Organism: Hemiscyllium ocellatum (epaulette shark)
Lineage: Eukaryota; Metazoa; Chordata; Chondrichthyes; Orectolobiformes; Hemiscylliidae
Gene: col6a1
Product: collagen, type VI, alpha 1
Exons: 35
Coding region: 352-3381 (1009 amino acids)
Source: RefSeq, a predicted model, not a curated record
ACAUUUUCACAUUUAUUAUGUCAAUUUGUAGCUUGGUGGACUUCAAACGUGUUUGCAAACUCUGAGCUUGUCCAGCAGCAUGUAUGAAUCGUGUUGAAUGAGCCUAUGGGAGUGAGGUAGUUGUCUGGCUGGGUCAAACAGCGAUGUGGGGACCACAUCCCUAGUUCUUGCUUAGGACCAGCCUACUUCAUAGUUGUCUCUGUCUGGGGUAAAGACGCACAGGCUUCCACCUCCUGUUCCCAGCCUCUCUCUCUCACUGCCCUGUUCCCUUUCUCUCUCUCUCUCUCUGCAAAAACUUCUCCCUCAGUCCCCGUGUGCUGAGCACACGACAGAGGUGGGGGUGAAAAAAAAAUGGCUUUGAAAAUAUUAUUUCUCCUGCUGGAGAUUUUCUCCUGGUGGAACUUUUUACUGGCACAACCGGACAACGGAUAUCACUCAGAUUGUCCUGUUGACCUGUACUUUGUGCUGGACACAUCUGAGAGUGUCGCUUUAAGAGUUCAGCCCUACGGCUCCCUUGUCGAUCGCGUCAAGACGUUCACUGCAAAUUUUGUCGAAAAGCUGGAAAACUGGUAUUACCGGUGUGACCAGACACUGCAGUGGAACGCUGGAGCACUACACUACAGCGAUGUGGUGAAGAAGAUCCAUCCCCUCAGUUUCAUGAGCCGUGAUGAAAAGGCAGCGAUGAUUGCGAACGUCAGAGCAGUGGAUUACAUUGGCAAAGGCACGUUCACAGACUGCGCCAUACGGGACGGAGCUGAGGAGCUUCUACUCGGUGGCUCACAUCACCGAGAGAACAAGUACAUGAUUGUGGUAACAGAUGGGCAUCCAAUUGAGGGGUACAAGGAGCCGUGCGGAGGCCUGGACAGUGCAGCAUCUGAUGCAAAGAAUCAAGGGAUAAAGAUAUUUUCAGUGGCCAUCAUGCCAGAUCACCUGGAAGCAAGACUGAACCUGAUUGCAAGUAGUCCCAAAUAUCGACGGAAUUUCACAGCAACCACUCCCAACGACGUGGAACUGAACAAUACCAUUGAUAGCAUCCUUCAAGAUAUUUAUGGUGAAGUGGAACCAGUGUGUUGCUCCUUUGAGUGCCAUGCAUUAAGAGGAUCACCUGGGCUGCCUGGAGAUCCAGGAGAAAAGGGCUCGGAAGGACGUCGAGGUUCUCACGGUCCUAUCGGUCCACCCGGUCCCUUGGGUAGACCCGGUGACAUUGGACCAGCUGGUCAUCCGGGUAUGAAGGGUGACAAAGGACAGCGUGGUCCAAAGGGUGACAGAGGACACAAAGGAUCCAAGGGUGCAAAGGGAUUCCCUGGAAGAGAUGGGAAAGAUGGUCAGAAGGGUGAACCUGGCUACUCUGGUCUGCCAGGCUGUGCUGGGUCUUCAGGACUUCCUGGACCACCUGGACUCCAGGGCCUCAAGGGUGAUCCAGGUCCAUUUGGAAGUAAAGGACAGAAGGGUGAACCCGGCUUAGAUGGGGAACCAGGACGACCUGGAAAUGUUGGCAGACCAGGCGAUAAGGGAAAUCCAGGCCCCAGAGGAAGUAACGGAGAUCUCGGGGAGCGAGGUGAUGAAGGACCUCCGGGAGAUGAUGGUGACGUUGGCGAGGAGGGUCCUCCAGGCGAACCAGGGCUGCCUGGUCCUCAAGGCCCAAGAGGAGACAGGGGACCUAAGGGGGACGUUGGGUCCAAUGGACAGCCAGGACACGAGGGUCCUCCCGGAGUUAGCGGUGACCCAGGUGAAGCUGGCCGACCAGGACCCAUGGGAUUUAAAGGUGACAUGGGACGUCCAGGGCAAGAGGGACCGAGGGGACCCAGAGGCUCAAAGGGCUACCCAGGAGACCCAGGCCCAAUGGGAGAAAUGGGCAAUCCUGGUAGCCCAGGCAACGGGACCAGGGGCCCGCCUGGAUUACCUGGCAUUCCCGGUAUCCAAGGAGUCCCAGGAUCUAAUGGAACAAAAGGCUUCCCAGGUCCGAAGGGUGAUGACGGUGAGCCCGGAGACCCUGGCUCUGAUAACGAUGUUCCAGGUGAGAAAGGUCGCAAAGGAGCCAAGGGUUACAGAGGUCCAGAGGGACAACCGGGACCCGUUGGACCCCCAGGACUUCCCGGGCCUUCGGAAUGUGAAAUAUUGGACAUCAUCAAGCGCAUGUGCUCUUGCUGUGAGUGCAAGUGUGGGCCCAUCGAUCUCCUGUUUGUAGUGGACAGCUCAGAGAGUAUCGGAGACCAAAAUUUCGCUCUCGCCAAGCAGUUCAUAAUUACGGUGAUCGAGAGGCUGAGCAGAGAUGAGAAAAUCAGGUUUGAUGGCAAGGAGUCCAACAUUGGAGUCGUCCAGUACAGUCACGCAGGGACUGAGGAGUUGGUCUCAAUGACUGAUCCCAACAUUAACACUCUGCCGGAACUAAAAGUUGCAAUCAAGAAUCUCCAGUGGAUUGCAGGAGGUACCUUCACUGGAACUGCGCUGGACUGGUCAAAGACAGCCUUCAGGGGGUCACUUAACCAAGUCCGGGUCGCCCUGGUCCUGACUGACGGGCGGUCAGACAUUUCGAGAGACCCCAAGUCGCUGUCGUCACUCUGCAAUGAAGCCAACGUUGUCUCGGUUGGUGUGAGCGACAUCUUCCGCAACCAGCCAGCGGCCGAAAGCCUGAGGCAGAUCGCCUGCGAGUCGGCUCCAACCCCUGGGCUCAGCUUGCAACGAGACAACUUCAUGGAGCUGCUGGAGGACGCCUUCCUUGAGAACGUCACUCAGUUCAUCUGCAGAGAAAAGAAGUGCCCAGACUACUCCUGUCCAAUUCAGUUCAACGUGUCGACAGACAUCGCCCUCAUGCUCGACAGCUCCACCAGCGUGGGGAGCAAGAACUUUGAGACGAGCAAGACCUUUGUCAAGCGGCUAGCCGAGCGCUUCCUCAAUGCCAAGCGUGCCCGUGGGACCACAGUGCGCACGUCAGUGCUUCAGUACAGCAAAUCCGAGGUCAUCGAGGUGCCGUUUUCUGACAACUACACUGAAGUGGCCGAUCGGAUCGAGCUGAUGGAGUUCAUGAACGACGCCACGGAUGUGGGCCGCGCCCUGGAGGGUGUCAACACCCACUUCCAGCGCAGCGGCCGGAACGUCAGGAAGAAACUGCUCUUGUUCACUGACGGCAGGUCCCAGGGAGACCUGGUGAACAACAUAGAAAAGCAGGCGCAAGCUGCCCAAGCCCGUAACAUUGAGGUAUACGUCAUAGCGGUAGGCGAUCAGGUCCACGAGAACAAUCUGCGGGCCUUGGUAUCAGGCACAGCCAUUGACUAUGAUGUGGAUCGCGGCUCCCGCCAUCUUUUCCGGGUGAAGGACUACCCCAGCCUUUUGAAAGGCGUGUUUUACCAAACAGUCACCAAGCAAAUGUCACUUGAUUAACAACAGAGAAAUUCCUGCACCCGGCCCCCUCUAAGCUCUCUCUCUUGUAUGUUACGCAUUUCGAUUAAGGUGGUUACUAUCGUUUGGGAAGUUGCUUUCUUAGGAUGUAUAAUUGCUUUUGGGAAUUCUGUGACCCCGGCCACUGUCCCCGCACGCACUCCCCACCUCUUUCGUGUGUAUCCCUCUUGGGCUCUCUUCUGAUUAGGGUGGGAGUGCGUGGGGGCUAAAUCAACCUUGCCUCCUCGCUGCUGUUCCGUUACUGCAGCCAGCAAAAAGGCGCUCCAGUCUGAGGUUUAGGUGAGUCCAGGUGGGUUCCUUCACAUGUUCCUGUUGAUAGCCUUUGAAUUCCUUAGAAAUAACGAUAGCAAUGGAAUUUGCCCAUUGUUACGCCUGUUCUCUAGACCCUAAAAUGGGGGCAUGGGGAAGGAUAGGGAGUUGACCAUUUUUGCAGUACUCACUGAAUGGCUGCAAAAGCCCCCUUUUGCCGUUAUCAGGGAGAUGACUGGUCAGCUUCCAGCCCCCUUACAAAUUGUCAGUGAAAGGCCUGCUUUUGGAAGUUGUCUGAGAAACUGGGCUAGUGUGUGUGUGUGUGUGUGUGUGUGUGUGUGUGAGUGAGUGAGCAGCACAAGCCCUUUAGCCUUGGGAUUUCCUGGCAAAGAUGUGGCCUACUAAAUGUCUGCCUCCGAGAAUGUUAAGUUCACAGCACUUCUGCCAGUGGUCCCCCACCCUAAUCACUGCUGUUCACCAAGUCCCCCACCUCAGUGAGAAACUGCCAAAGAGGCAGACACCUGGGGAUAUUGGCAAGGGUGCCCUGAUUGCAGUGAGGCCUUGGGUCCUCCCAGCUCAGACAUGCCUCAUUCCUGAUUUGGAGCCUUCACGCCCUUGUUGAGGUGCCUACGAAACAUAUCUAAAGCCUGCGGCCUUGCCGUUGCUACCUUCUCAAACGAUCCUUCAUUUACUCACUGUGCACUCCCUUUUGCAACCAUUUUUUUAAGAAUCUGAAGCAAAAGAUAUGAUAGGAAGGCCUUUCUCGAGUUGUCCCUAUGGGUUCCAAACUCUUUGGCGACCCUUGAUAAGACAUUCUGUGCGCAACUUACCUUGGAGUGAACUGCUUUGGGAGAAGGUUAACACUAACUGAGGCGAGGCAAGGAACGACUGCUAGCUGACUUAACGGGCCAUGGCACUGAACUAACUUCUGUAAUAUGAAACCAGCAGCUCAACAGUUAUUCCACUAGAUCGCUGCCAAUCUGUGUUGUACUGCAAACUUGUGUCACCACCCCAGUUAAAAAUGCUUGUCCCCGUGUCAUCUGUGAAACACAGCCCGAGUCAAGGUGCAUUUCAGGACGUCGACGAUCAGAUUUUCUACUUGCCGCUGAGCGCAGGCCAUGUGGCAUGAGUUCAGGCUGCGUGAUCUUAAGGCUGUUUGAGCUUUUGGCUGCAGAACUUAGAGCUUUGAAUAAAGAAGUAGGAAGGCUGAUUGGUGUGAUUAAGCAAUUAGCAGUUUAGAGGCCACCUAAACAUCUAAAUCUGCCAGUGGCAGUACACAUGCAGUUUAAGCUAUUCUCCUAAAAUGAUUCUGGUCAAUAAUGAGCUGAACAUAAAUAUCUGAGAGAAACUGACCUGAUUUUUUUUAAAAAGUGUGCAAUAACAACCACUAUGUCUCGAUCGGUAAUAAGCACUGGGGAAGGUCAUUUAAAAAGAUAGUUAGUUAGAAUUGAGGUAAAGGGACAGUUGGAUGUGUAUGAAUGGAACUCAAGGGACAUUUGGACGUUCUUGUGAAGACAGAAGGGAUUGAAGGAGGUUAGAUGGUGUUUCUGUGCAGGAAGGUGUCAAGACUUGUUGGGUCUCAAUUAUUCCCAAGUAUGUCCGUGUUAAUGUGCUUCAGAACCGCAGAUCCUGCCAUAAUCACUUCACUAUUCAGCGGGUCUGGACUUGUGGGACCCCAGCAUUAAUGCCAGGUCCUCGGGGUCUGAUCUUUACCUCACCCUGCCGAUUAUGUGCGUUGUGGAAGAUUAUGCUUUCAUAGAGGAAAAAGUCUUAUCAAACAGAUUAUUUAAGAUUUUUGUAUAAUGAAGAUGUAGUGAGAGAAAACAAAGUGUGUGCUCUAUGGAGCACCAAAUUAUUCUAGGAGAAUUCUUUAGAAUCUGCAUUCAUACUGAGACCUAACCCAUUCAAUUUUUCUUUUCCUUUUAAUGUAUAAACUAUUAUGAUCAACAAGUAACCAUUUUGAAUGUAAAUAAAUGUUACUUUUAAGGUAAUCUUAUACUGGUGCUAUGAGCAUAGAGGGUGAUCAAAAGGAAACAUACAACGCAAGUCACUUUUUGGACCGUGUGUGAUUUAAACCAGCUUUAACGUAUUUGUAUUUUGCAGAACUUAUUUUUUACUUGUAAAAUAUAGACUUUUUUUUAAUCUGAUCUGUACCAUGUUUGCAAUUGCAUUUGUAAUGUCACAGUUAGGGAUCAUUACAUGGAUUAGGUCAUCAGUACUAAAUAAAAGUUUCAUGUUCACUGUCA